AAAAUGUGAACACUAUUCGUCAAAGUUUUCGUCGUCAGCAACAAUCUAUUGAUUGUGUACUUGAUUAUUUCAAUAAUAGUUAUGGUCAAUGUCAAAUUUAUUCACUUCCAUUUAGUGGUACUCGACUUGAUUUUAUUUCAAACCGAUUUCCAAUUUUCGAUGAUAAGAAUACAUUUUUAAAUGUGAAUAUAUUAUUACUUUUCGAUGAUGUAAAACCGUAUGAAGAUGCAUUUUUUAGAGUUAUUGCUCGAGCUUUACCGCACCUCAAAUCACUUGAAGUAAUUAAUCGAUUGGAACAACAAGAAAAAUCAAACACAAUAACAAACUUCAUUAAAUUUACUAAUUUGGUUACACUUAUUUUACCCGAUAUACAUAUAAAUUAUGCUGAACAACUUUUUUAUCGAACUCAUCUUCCACAUCUUGUAGAACUACUUAUCCACUAUGAACCAUUAUUAGUGAUAGUUACUGAAAAUCAACAACAAGCUCGAGUGAAUUGUUGA
Molecule: messenger RNA, 500 nt
Organism: Adineta steineri
Lineage: Eukaryota; Metazoa; Rotifera; Eurotatoria; Adinetida; Adinetidae
Source: the annotation of a GenBank genome assembly